AUGGCCUGCCCCAUCAUCCAACGAGUGGAUCACUCCACUCGACUGGAAAUCAGGGAUCCCUUCAAUCCCAAUGACAAUUGGAAUGAAAUCUCUGGAAUUGCCGUCUCGCCCACUCAAACAGGACCUAGCGGUGCGCCAGUCAUCUUUGGACACAACGAUGGUCCGAGUAGCAAAAUGGUUUUUGCGGCUUGGGAUUCUGGAACUGGACAACGACUCAAGACGAUCAAUCUAGAAUCGAAUUCACGUUUGCCCCUCUUUCAUCAAGAUUGGGAAGACAUGACGAUUGGACCAUGCGGCCCAAACACCAACGAAUCUUGCCUUUAUCUCGCCGACACUGGCGAUAAUCGAGCGCAGGUUUCGGGCUCCAACACGCAACGAAACGGACGACCGUAUACUAUCUAUAAGAUUCGAGAACCGCAACUGCACAAGAUUUCGGAUAAUGUGGUUCUUAGAGCGCAAGACAAUGUCAGCGUGCUUCAAUUUGAUUAUCGGCACUCUUCUUCGCCUUCGCGAUAUGCCAAUUGCGAGGCCAUGUUUGUGGACCAUGCUGGUUGGGGCGGUGAAGUGGGAGACUUGUAUUUGGUAACAAAGUGGAAUCAAGACGUGAGUCGAACCUACAAUCGUCUCUUCAAGAUACCCGCAUCCGCUUGGCCCAGUGGCUUUGGACACGUACGAGGCUACCAACCAUUUGUCGUGGGAGAAUACAGUGGCAAUGCCCGAGGAAGCUUUUAUCGAUACGAGUGGACGGGUGCCGACAUGUCACGAGAUGGCACCACGAUUGCCCUGACAUGGACGGAUGAGACUCAUGUCUUUCAACGAUGUCCGGGAGAGUCGGUGGGUGACGCGGUAGCGAGACGGGAGGUAUACUCCUGUGUCCAGUAUCGAAACCCAACGGCCGGUGCCAAUCCAGGGAAUCAAUACGAAGCAGUUGCGUUCAGCCCGAAUGGAAACCGCAUGUUCAAUUUGGCCGAGUCCUUGGAUCCACCCAAAAUCAUACACGUCGAUUUGGAAUACCCGAGCAACAAUGGUCGAAGUCAACGGUGUGCCCCCCGUUCCACGCCAAGGCCCACCAAACCACCCACGAGACCACCAACAAGACUGCCAACCCCACCACCCACCAGAGAACCCACACGUCCACCCACACCACCACCGACGAGACCACCCACACUUCCACCUACGCCACCGCCGACCAGAGAACCCACUCCUCGACCCACGCCGGUACCUUCCUCCCUACCUUCGGAAGGUCCAAGUUGGAAUCCCUCCGACCUUCCCUCCCUUAGUCCAUCGGACGUUCCAAGUGACAUGCCUUCCAUGGUUCCCAGUGAUAUCCCGUCUAUGGUCCCCAGUGACGUACCAUCGAUGCGACCUUCGAGACAACUCGAUUUUGAAACUUCCUUUCAACUUCCAGAAAGAAAUCGGGAGGAGGUAUCCAGAGGGUUUGGAACAGGACCUGAUGUGCAACUGAUCAUGAUGUUGGCUCUCAUUGUCAUGCUAGUAUUGUUACGAUGA
Molecule: messenger RNA, 1509 nt
Organism: Cylindrotheca closterium
Lineage: Eukaryota; Bacillariophyta; Bacillariophyceae; Bacillariales; Bacillariaceae
Source: the annotation of a GenBank genome assembly